AUGGCGCCUUCGUCUGCCCAAAUAAAGGCUCUGGUCACUCAGUUCCAUGACUUAUCUGGAGCCCCCGACCGCAUAGCAUCUCGGUAUUUGAAGGCGACCAACUAUAGAUUGGAUGCCGCUCUCGAUUCAUACUACUCAAACAACAAUGAUUCGAAACCCUCUCCUUUAGAAAGCCGACUCAAUUCUCUUUUCGAAUCGUUAAGAGACACUAAAAAUGACGAGAAGGAUAAAAUGGAGGUUGAGUCUACGAUGAACUACCUCGGGCAAAAGUUGAAAGUUAGCUUGGAAAAUGCCGAGCUUUUUGUUGUCUUGGACCUUGUCCAGGCACCGAGCGUGGGAGAGAUCACCCGCGCUGGUUUUGUCGAGGGGUGGAAGACGGCCAGGAUUGACGCGACCGUCGAAGCACAAGCCGCUUAUGUUCAGAAUCUGAUUGCCUCACUCUCAAUUGACCCAGUGUACUUUAAAAAGGUGUACAAGCAUGUCUUUGUCGCUGGAAGAGAGGGCGACCAGAAGGCUCUGGGUCUCGACGUCGCGCAAGUCUACUGGGGAAUCCUUUUCUCUGAGCCAGGAUUGAAAUGGACCAGCCAGAACUAUGACUGGUUAGACCUCUGGAAGAAGUUUCUGGCCGAGAAGUGGACUCGUUCCGUCAACAGAGACAUGUGGAACAUGACUCUCGAGUUCGCCUUGAAGUCUAAAGAAGACGAGUCCCUCUCUUUCUGGAAUGAGGACGGAGCAUGGCCCAGCGUCAUCGAUGAUUUCGUGGAGUGGUGCAAGAACAACGGCAUCGGCAAGUCUGAAUCAAUGGAUGUCGACGACACCAACUAG
Messenger RNA from Clonostachys solani, 825 nucleotides. The record is from the annotation of a GenBank genome assembly. Lineage: Eukaryota; Fungi; Ascomycota; Sordariomycetes; Hypocreales; Bionectriaceae.